AAGCCGCUGUUCGCUCAUCCAAUGCACGAUUCGAUCCCCAGGACGUCCUUAGGCGUCUCGACGCUCGAAUGCUCGAGUAUAGCCAUGGAGAGAUAGGAUGGGACGUUUUCACUUUAGAGUAUAGGGUGGACCCGCCUAUCGAUACAGUGAUUGACCCAGAGAGUAUGGAGAAAUACCUAAAAAUUUUCCACCAUCUAUGGAAGAUGAAAAGGGUCGAAGGCGCGUUAGGCGCAGCAUGGAAUCGAGUGGCUGGAGGCGCGAAGUCAUUCCUGGGACCGGAGAUGGGAGGACCUCGACAGCGAAAUCGCCCUCGUUCUGAGGUUUUGGAAAGGCUUGAAGGAGAGUGGCAUCAAAUCCGGAUAGUACUCGCAGAGAUGAUACAUUUCAUGCGACAAUUGCAAGCAUUUUGCCAGUUGGAAGUGAUCGAAUGCUCAUGGAAAGAGCUCAUGGACUAUCUUGACAAGAAAGAAGGAGAUUUGGAUGGACUAAUACAAACACAUCGGAGCUAUCUCGAUAGAAUGGUCAAAAAAGUUCUUCUAAUGAGUCCGAAAGCCGGAAAAGAG
Molecule: messenger RNA, 563 nt
Organism: Acaulospora colombiana
Lineage: Eukaryota; Fungi; Glomeromycota; Glomeromycetes; Diversisporales; Acaulosporaceae
Source: the annotation of a GenBank genome assembly